Penicillium subrubescens is the source of this 573-nucleotide messenger RNA. RefSeq lists its product as uncharacterized. Lineage: Eukaryota; Fungi; Ascomycota; Eurotiomycetes; Eurotiales; Aspergillaceae. The coding region runs from base 1 to 573 and encodes 190 amino acids. The transcript has a single exon. The record is from RefSeq and is a predicted model, not a curated record.
AUGAACAAAAUCAAGAGGAAAGAACGAGUUCAACUUCAAGAUCAGAUUCGCUGUGUAGCCACCCAGCAGGAUCUUGAGUACAGUCAGAAUUUACGCACUGAGGGUACGCUCGAUCAAGAACGGCCAAAGACAUUCUGGCCCCAUGAAGGAAAGGGCAGCGAGCCUGAAACUGCUCGCUCCAGGAAAGUCCCUAGUGGGGAGACCAAAAUGGACAGAAACGACAAGCCAUGCUCUGAUCAAAAAGGUCCCGAAGAGAAUAGCGACGCUUCGGUCCAUAGAACAGAGAAACGGCGGAGAUCUCACGACAGUGAAACUCAGGGCUCGGCGGAUACUCCCAAAAAGCCCAAGUAUAUUCCCAAGCCUAAAAAUGGCUUGAUUGAUCGGCACAUAUACAUGGCAGACAUGAUGGCUUUUUACAAGCUCGAUCGCACACUCCUUGAUCACGAUGGGAAAACGGAUGAACAGAUCAAGAGAGACACACAAAAAUACAGAGAUGGAGUCAAAGAUAUAGAAGAUGGUUGGGAGGAAUACAAAAAAAAUAUGUUGGAUCAGGGCUAUACAGAACUACAGUAA